ACACUUUUGUCGUGCUCUGGUCACUUGUUGGUGGUUGGAAGACCUCUCGGGUUCGUUGAAAGAUAUAAAAACAUUAAAAGUGCGAUGGCGUCGCCCGUGGAGAUGACAGAGAUGUAUGACAACGCUCUGUUGGGGAUCUUGCAGCACGUUGGGAACAUACAAGACUUCCUGCAGGUCUAUUUUGGCUUUCUGUAUCGUAAGACGGACUUCUAUCGCCUGCUGUCUGGUCCUAACGACAAAAUGGGUUUCCCUCCUGGUGUUGCGGAGAAGAUGGUGCUGAAGACAUUUCAGGUGUUUGAGAAGCUGGCAGAGCAUGACCGGGAGAGAGCGCUGAGCGAGCAACAGAAGAGCCGAGCGAGUAAACAUGUCCCCCCAGCCAUCCAGGAGCUGGAGGUAAACUCUGCAGCCUGCAAGGAGACCGAGGAGCACAGCAACACCGAGCCGUCACAGAUGGACCGCGUCUCCUCAGAUGUAGUGGAGGAGGCCACUCCUGAUGCCUCUGUGGCCCCUCAGGCUGUCGGCAGCAGAAGUGAUGUUCCAGCUGAGCAGGCUGCUGCAGCAGAGCAAAGUCAAGAUGCAUUUCAGUCCGAUUCCGACUGUUACAACGGAGCGGUGAGAGAAAACUACAGCUGGUCUCAGGACUACACUGACGUGGAGGUCCGAGUGUUUGUGCCCAGAACGGUAGUGAAGGGCAGACAGGUCAGUGUCAGUCUGCAGAGCAGCAGUCUGCGUGUGUGUGUGAAGGACGGAGCUGAAGACAAAACACUGAUGGAGGGAGAAUUCACGCACAAAAUCAACACUGAAAACUCUCUGUGGAGUUUAGAACCUGGACAGUGUGUCCUGCUAUCGCUCAGCAAAACCUCUGAGGUUUGGUGGAACGCUGUACUGAAAGGUGAGAAGGAGAUCGAUAUCAACCAAAUUAACCGCGAGCGCUCCAUGGCAACAGUUGAUGAUGAUGAGCACGCUGUUCUGGACCGACUCACAUUCGACUACCAACAGAAACUGCAGGGGAAGCCUCAGAGCCACGAAAUGAAGGUGCAUGAGAUGUUGAAGAAGGGCUGGGAUGCAGAAGGCUCUCCGUUCAAAGGGCAGCAGUUCGACCCGUCCAUGUUUGACAUCCCGCCCGGCGCCGUGCAGUUCUGAGACGCCGCUCUAAUUCAGCCAAAUACGAACGGAUCCGAGUUUAUUGUUGGGAAACUGUUCAGUAAAGUCGGCAUUUACAUGGAAACUACGAGACGAUGCACAUUUAGGGUUGUGGAUUCGAAAGCUUGUGAGGGGCGUGUCGUUAUUUUAAACACUGCUUUGAUGUUUCAGCAGAAUUGUGCUUCUUUGCAGUUUGGACUUUAUUGACUGACUUGCAGUGCCUCUUUAUUCAAAUUUAGUUGUGUGUUUUACAUGUAAGUUUGUUCAGUCUCCAAUUUUUUAAAGGUACAAGAAAAAGCGCAUUUCUACUCUUAAGUAUUUAUUUGAUCAAAUAAAAAUGUACCGCAUAAAACACCUGUGCAUCAGUUGGAGGACAACAUGAAAACCAUUAAGACACAUAUUAGUGGCUUAAAGCGAACUCCGACCACCGUCUGUCAAAGUGUAUAAACCCUGUUUCACUCAGAUUUCAGCUUGUUCACUCAGAUUGUGUACUGUAGGUCAGAUUGACAGUUUGUUACUAGAUUCAGGGACAAAAGACGAGAAUCUCAAACUGUAACGACGUGACUUGAGUAAAGAAAAUAACAGAUGACGAUCUGAUUUUGUUUUACUGUUUUUAAAGUCCAAACAAACUUGACAAUAAUUUGUUGUGUAAAGCCUGUAAAAUAAAGAAUAAUAAAUUUUCACCUU
This is a messenger RNA of Nematolebias whitei (Rio pearlfish), 1830 nucleotides long. RefSeq names its product NudC domain containing 3 (gene nudcd3). NCBI's taxonomy places the organism in Eukaryota, Metazoa, Chordata, Actinopteri, Cyprinodontiformes, Rivulidae. The transcript is spliced from 6 exons. Gene Ontology annotation, biological process: protein folding. The record is from RefSeq and is a predicted model, not a curated record. Gene Ontology annotation, cellular component: cytoplasm. The coding region runs from base 85 to 1143 and encodes 352 amino acids.